GGAAACAUAUGCAAAGCAUUCUUUGCGCUAGAAAAAAAAAAAAGUGAUGGUCUCUUUGCUAACCAAAAAGUGAACGUGUAUAAAAAGGUUCGUUCCGACCGAAAAGAAUCACCAGUUCAUUCACAACUGUCUCAAGCAGCUCACAUCUCCAACAUGAAGUUCAUCAUCCUCGCCGCUGUUUUCGCCGUCGCUGCCGCCAACUCCUACAAGGCCGCUGAAUACGCACCUAAAUACGAGGCUCCUAAAUACGAAGAAGUCACCUACGCUCCUCAGCCAUACAGCUUCGGUUAUGAUGUCCAGGAUAAGGAAUCCUACACUGAUUUCGAUCACUCCGAGAAAGCUGAUGGCAAGGUGACCAGCGGAUCUUACCGUGUUGCUCUUCCCGAUGGCCGCACUCAGAUCGUUUCCUACAAGGCCGAUGAGAACGGAUACACCGCUGAUGUGAAAUUCGAAGGAGAGGCUCAGUACCCCGAAUACAAAGAGGCUGGGUACAAAGCUGCUGCCUACCCCGCCCCAGCCUACAAGGCUCCCGCUUACCCUGCCCCAGCCUACAAAGCUCCCGCCUACCCCAAAUACUAAACUGCCAUUGUUUUAUUUGCCUUAUUUAUUGAGGAAUUGAAUGAAAAGAAAAAGAUCGUGAUUCAAGAGAUAUAUAUCGGCGGCAAUGCCGUGACCGCCAGAUUUAUUUAAGAACAAAAUAAAUACAACAAUUUUGGCAAAAAAAAAAAAAA
Molecule: messenger RNA, 731 nt
Organism: Daphnia magna
Lineage: Eukaryota; Metazoa; Arthropoda; Branchiopoda; Diplostraca; Daphniidae
Product: cuticle protein 18.6-like
Exons: 3
Coding region: 154-579 (141 amino acids)
Cellular component (GO): extracellular matrix
Source: RefSeq, a predicted model, not a curated record